UUCCGUGUGCCAAUAAGAAAAGAGGAAAUGCCUGUAUAAAGAUCCGAUCGCACUUAAAAACUCCAAGCAGUAUUCCGAGAGCGUAUUUCAUACACAGCUAGGAAAGAAUCAGGGAUGGCGAGUUAAGACUUUAGGAAAAGGACCCGUGAAUUUCCGAGAAAGGCGAUUCUUCAGUUCACAAGCCGUAAGAUUGAGCAAGUAUUGUUUUGAAAGUAGACGAUUCCUUUCGAGCAGAAAAGGUAACUUGUGCGUCAGAAAACAUGAAAGAUUUGCCUUUUUUUCCUGUGGUUUGUGGUGUGUUGCUGGUUCUGUUACUCGUCGAGCCAGGUUACGGAGAAACUCAGUCACAAGAGCAAGUCCUAGGAUUCUUGGAUGAAUUAGACAGGCUCGCCGAUCCGAAUUCUGAUCCAAACAACAAAGGACAUUUCUGCAAGUUCUACGAGCCUCGUUUAAUGCGAAGUCCUCAAGAAUACAAGAGAAGAAGUGUGAAGAGCUUUCAAGUGCCCUGUGCGAGGGGUGACAGUAUAAGACGGUGUAAUAAAUACAGACUGGUAUUUGAGCCAGGGGUUCGUGAGGUGACCAAAACAGUACUGAGGAGGGUACAGAGGUGUUGUAAAGGCUGGAAAGGCACCAACUGCAAUCAACGCGAUGAGGACUAUUCCAACGACGAGAAGAGGCAGCUUGUCGGUUCAAACUCAUCCACUCCAAUCGAAGAAGAGAACAAGUGUUGGAAAAUCAACGUUACCAUUGAGUAUGGAUAUACUUCUGUCAACAACGUCACCAUAACUCGAAACCAGGCUCUUAGCGUGAUGAAGAAGAUCGCCGGCAAGGCCAGAGCUGGGCUUUACUUAUGUCGAGAUGUAACGGUAAAAUUGCGUGACGUGCAAGUCACACGUGGAAUCAACGUGACAUACAUAAUGGGAGUAUUUCAUCUUGUACCAAAACUAGCCACAUCCAAAUCUCUGUCAAGCAGUGCUAUAAAGUGCGUCAAAGGAGCUGGAACUUUCAUGGAUUUGAGAACUCAACCUGCACGUAAUGCACCAAAACUAUUCGGCGCACAGCCCGCAACUGAAGCCGUCGUGACGUAUUACAUGAAGGGAUUGUGCUGCGCUGACGGACUGGUGGAGAGUAAUGGCAUCUGUGUUCCUUGUGCAGCUGGCUCGUAUCAUGACGUACAUGCUGAGCAGUGUAUUGGAUGCAAACAGGAUACUUAUCAGCGAUACGAUGGGCAGACAUCUUGUUUGGCGUGCCCUAAUGGUACAGUUGCUGACGGAAUGAACGCAACCAAGUGUACAAAGACAUGUUCACCAUCUUGCCAAAAUAACGGUUUGUGUUCGGACGGCCUGUGUUUCUGCUCGUCUGGUUACACAGGGAAGGCUUGCGAACAAGCUGUUUGUGUUCCAAGUUGUUUGAAUGGAGGUCUUUGUAUAAAACCCUACCAGUGCUCAUGUCCGAGUGGGUGGACAGGAGAGAGAUGCAGCAAACCUCUGUGUUCUAGCCCCUGUGAAAACGGUGGCACCUGUACAGCACCUGCCACAUGCAUGUGCAGGCCUGGUUACUCUGGGGUCACGUGCAAAACAGCAAUAUCUUUCUGUUCUGGUUUACUCGAUGGUAACUACAAAGAUCCACACAACUGCUAUGGAUUCAUAUCAUGCUCUAAUGGUUUAACUUAUAAGAUGGACUGCCCAGCUGGCCUGAGGUAUAACUACACCAUCAAUCAGUGUGAUUGGCCAGCUAAUGUACCAUGUGAUCAGGAUAUCGUAACAAUUGAGGCAAGAACAAUUCUGUCCACUGCUCUUCCUCGUGGUGCCAUGAACGAGCCAGAACUGUGUUUCACGUGGCGAUCACAUGUCAAAACCUUCGAUGGCCGCUACUUCUACUUCCCAGGCCGCUGUACGUACAAACUGAUACACGAUUGCCGGGAUGACUUGUUCUCUGUUCACGUGUUCACUGAUCCUUUGUGUAGCGAUCUUAAAAAUUGUCGUCGCGCGGUCAAUUUAUACCUGGGAGGACUGGACAUCAAGAUCCAUCUAGGAGAACAAGAUCAGGUGACGGUGGGUGACAAAAACGUGUCACUUCCUCAUGUCGUAAACAACGUUGUCAUCGAGCAAGUCUCCAACUAUGUUAUCACGUAUGGCUACAAUGGAAUAAGUGUGUUAUGGGACGGGAUUGACGCAGUGUACGUACAUGUCUCGGCCAAUCACAGGAACAGAACCUGUGGCUUAUGCGGCAACUACAAUGGGUUCCCGGAUGAUGACGUCAUGACGUAUGGUGGUCAACAGGUUUCCUCUAUCGCUAAAUUUGGUAACAGUUGGCGUAUGACAGACGUUAACGACUUCUGUCCAAACGUCCGCGAUGAAGAGACCAAGAGUCCUUGCAGUUUGGUAACGCAAGGCAAUAUGACGCAGAUACAAAGCAUCUGUUCCUAUAUGCGCAACUCGACGUUCUUUCUUUGUCACGUGAUCCUUGACCCUGCGCCGUUCAUCAAGAUGUGCGAAGAAGAACUCUGCAAGUGCAACUUGACUGACCGCUUCGACUGCGCAUGUUCUGCAUUUACCCAAUACUCACGAGCAUGCGCACGAAAUAAAGCGCCAAUUCAAUGGAGGACAAGAGAUAUUUGUCCUGUCACGUGCCCAAAAACUUUGGAGUACACUGAAUGUGGAUCGUCUUGCCCUCCAACAUGUCAAAUAAAGAAGAGAAAUUAUGUUUGCCCUCAGCGGUGUCUUGACGGCUGUCGCUGUGGUAACGGCACAGUGUAUGAUGGUCAGCGGUGUGUGCCUGUAGAGCUGUGUCCUUGUCUUCACAACAAGAAACAUUACGCGCCAAACUCAGUUAUCAAACGAGACUGCAACAACUGUACAUGUGCUAAUGGUCGGUGGGUAUGUACAACCCUACAAUGUCCAGGAGUCUGUUCCGCUAGCGGUGAUCCGCACUACAGAACAUUUGACGGGCUUCAGUUUUCCUUCAUGGGAAAAUGUCAAUACAUUUUAGCUAAGGACUGCGUCAAUAACUCCUUCACGGUCCUGGUCGAUAACGUGCAAUGUGGCUCAGAUGGUACAGUGUCUUGCACCAAAAACGUGUACGUACAUCUCAAUGGCACAACUAUCACACUCAGGGGAGGAGGGACAGUUCUUAUUGACGGCAUUCAAGUGGCAAAUUUCCCCAGAGUUGCAGAGAGUUACAUCAUCAGGCACCUGUCGUCAUCAAUGACGUCAGUACACAGUCCUGUUGGCUUACAUGUCAAGUGGGAUGGUAUCUCGCGCGCUUACGUCAUGGUACAACCUCGUUUUCGUGGCAUGACUUGCGGCUUAUGCGGAACUUUCAACAACAACCAAAACGAUGAUUUGACGACCAAAGAAAACGUCGUGGAAACGAGCGUUACAGCUUUUGGAAAUUCCUGGAAGGUGAAUCCUGCUUGUAAUGAUACGCAGGCAUCAAAGCACCCUUGCGAGAUGCAGAUUCAACGAAAGGCCACCGCGGAGAAGCUGUGUAACAGACUCCUGCACGCUCCGUUCACCAGAUGUCACCACACUGUGGACCCUGCUGAUGGGUAUAUCGCCAGUUGUAUGUUUGACGUGUGCGGGUGUCAGCAAGGAACCCAAUGCCUGUGUAGUGCCAUUGCUGCUUACGUACAUGACUGUGCUAGACAGGGGAUCGUUAUCGAAUGGAUAAAUUCCAACGUCAUGCCGGAGUGUAGUGCAGUUUGUUCCAUUCAGGGACAGGUGUACCAGGUCUGCGGCUCUUCGUGUCAACGGACGUGCCGCGAAAUCUCCAUGGACCUCCCUUGUCAGGAGGAAUGUGCUGAGGGCUGCAAUUGUCCGAAAGGCAAGGUCCUCAGGGAAGAUAACCAAUGUGUGGCCCUCUCCCAGUGCCCCUGUUACCAUGAUGGACGUGCCUAUAAUCCUGGGACAGUAAUUAAACCAACUAACUGCAAUGAAUGUUUAUGCAAGGAUGGAAAUUUUGUGUGUGCCAACAGAACAUGCCAAGUUUGUCCUUUGGGUCAAAAGUGGGUAAGCUGUGGCGCGCAAUGUGCUAAGACCUGUGACAAUUUCCACCUGCCCUGCCUCGAAACAAAGUGCCGGGAAGGUUGUGUCUGCCCUGAGGGUAUGGUACUACAUGGCCAGCGGUGUGUAAACUCGUCCCAGUGCCUUUGCCAUCAUGGAGGCCACAGCUACAGGCCGGGAAAACAGAUUAAAGUGGACUGUAAUACUUGUUCUUGCCAAGGCACUCAAUGGUCGUGUACCAAUCACGUCUGCCCCGGGACAUGCUCAGUAUACGGCGAACUUAAUUACAUCACCUUUGACGGCAGAAGGUUCACUUUCAGUGGAGCCUGUGAGUAUCUCCUUGCGCAGGACUCCUGCAAUGCCACGUCGACUGGCACCUUCCAAAUACAGGCCCAGAACAUGCCUUGUGGGAGCAGCGGCUUAACAUGCACCAAAAAAGUUACCAUUACCAUCAAUAACACAUUGAUUGUUUUAGAACGAGAGAAAGCACCUUUCGUGUCACCGCUGCCCGGCGCUUCAGGCUCCAGUAUCACAGUGCGGUUCCAAAUCAGCGAGCGCCAUUUCUUCAUUGUUUUAGAGACUGACCUUGGCUUGACAGUCACGUGGGACAGAGGAACAAGGCUGUACAUCACUCUAGACCCAAAGUUCAAAGGACAAACCUGCGGUUUGUGUGGAAACUUUAACGAUGACAGGAACGACGAUUUCAUGACUCCACAAAUGUUACCAGAGACCUUAGCCAAUGACUUCGGCGACAGCUGGAAAGUCGAGUCAUCAUGCCCGGAUGCAGUCGUUCCCAAGAAUCCUUGCGCGACGAACAAGCACCGUGCACCGUGGGCUCACAAGAUGUGCAGCGUCAUUCGGAGAGAUGUGUUUAAGCCUUGUCAUGAAGUGGUAGACCCAGAUCCCUGGUACGAUGCAUGCUACCGCGAUGCCUGCGCGUGUGACAGCGGUGGUGAUUGCGAGUGUCUGUGUACAGCCAUUGCUUCGUAUGGUCACGAGUGCUGUAAGCAUGGGGUGCCAAUCAAGUGGAGGACACAGGAACUUUGCCCCAUUCAGUGUCCACGCGAGGGAAAAAAUUGCUUUGAGUACACCGCCUGCGGAACAGCCUGCCCCAAAACGUGUGAAAACCUUUGUGACUUCACUCCAUCUCGUUGUCCCGUGCGAUUUGAGGGAUGUUCUUGCCCAAACGGCACAGUACUGCAUGACGGGAAAUGCAUUGAGCCCGGGAGCUGUCCUUGUCAGGUGGGAGGGGUCGACUACAAGUCUGGAUCAGUUAUUGUGAAGGACUGUCAAAGAUGUACGUGUCAGUCUGGAUGCCUUUCUUGUACUGGCCCUAAAUGUUCAACUUCAGGUACAAUCGCUACCUUCACGCCAGAAACAGUCGUGGCCUCAUCCAAACUGCAAGAAACAACCACAGCAACUACAGCAAGAUCACCAAUAACAUCACAAACUACUACCAAAUUACCCGGGACAGCAAUAGUUUCCAGAUUACCAGGAACAACCAGUUUCAAGUCGCCUAAAACAGCAACAACAACUCCUAAAUCAUCAGGGGCAACGACAUUUUCCAAGUCAACAGGAACGACAACUACAACAACAUCAACUUCCAAACCACCAAGCACACUUACAACCAAGUCACCAAAAACCACGAUUACAACUAAAAAGAAACUAGAAUCAACAACAGCGUCCAAGCCAUCAGAAACGACGAUAACAACUACCAAGUCACCAGGGACAAAAACAGCAAAAACAAUUCCUCAUCCACCAGGAACAAAAACAACAACGCUCAGGUCACCAAACACAACAACAACUAAUACCAAGACAGCACCAACAACAACAACUCUAAAGCCCCCAGGAACAACAGCAACAACUAGUAUCAAGUCACCCGAAACAACGAAAACUACUACCAAGUCACCAGAAACAACAACUACUACCACCAAGUCCCCAGAAACAACAAUUACUUCUAUCAAGUCACCAGUAAAGUCAACUCUUUCUACCAAGUCACCAGAAACAACAAUUCUUUCUAUCAAGUCGCCAGAAACAACAAUUACUUCUAUCAAGUCGCCAGAAACAUCGACUAUCAAGUCAACAACUACCAAAGCUUCUACCACCAAGUUACCAGAAACAUCAACAACAAUAACAACAACAACAACUACCAAGUCAUCAGAAACAACAUUUACUACGAAGUCGCCAGAAACAAAAGCUAUUACCACCAAGUUACAAGAAACAACAUUUACUACUAAGUCACCAGAAACAACAACAACAACCACCAAGUCGCCAAAAGCAACAAGACCAACUAUUACGAAGCCACCAGAGACAACAACUACCACCAAGUCACCAGAGACAACAACUACUUCUACCAAGUCACCAGAAACAACAGCCACAACAACAACUGCCAAGUCACCGGAGACAACAACAUUAACUACCACCAAGCCACCAGAGAUGACAACUACUUCUACCAAGUCACCAGAAACAACAACAGCAACAACAACAACAACAACAAGAACUGCCAAGUCACCAGAGACAAAAACAUUAUCUACCACCAAGCCACCAGCGACAUCAACAACAACUACAACAGUGUCACCAGAGAUAACAACAACAACUACUACCCAGUCACCAGGAACAACAACA
Messenger RNA from Orbicella faveolata, 6629 nucleotides. RefSeq lists its product as uncharacterized. The record is from RefSeq and is a predicted model, not a curated record. Gene Ontology annotation, cellular component: extracellular matrix; extracellular region. Gene Ontology annotation, molecular function: protein binding; chitin binding. NCBI's taxonomy places the organism in Eukaryota, Metazoa, Cnidaria, Anthozoa, Scleractinia, Merulinidae.